Messenger RNA from Suillus clintonianus, 597 nucleotides. RefSeq lists its product as uncharacterized. The annotation marks the transcript as partial. The transcript has a single exon. The record is from RefSeq and is a predicted model, not a curated record. Lineage: Eukaryota; Fungi; Basidiomycota; Agaricomycetes; Boletales; Suillaceae.
AUGGGAGACCCGCUGGCGAGAAGAGCGGAGCACCUGCUAAGGUUGCACGUUCCAUACCCAGGGGAUGAUCUAGAAAGUGAGAACACGUUUUCGGAAGAACGGUUCUUAGUGUAUCGAACGUCCGAGACGCACCACGUCAUCAUGGACCGGGGCUCACACCUCGGGGAUGACCUGGUUAUACUAUCUAACCUGUUGAAGAACCCCAGGUUCUGUGUGAGCGGGUGGUACGCGAAGAGACUGAUAAUCCCUCUCAACUCACCCAGCUCACUGAAGUGGAAAACAAACCACUACUCCCGCAUGGGAAACGCCACCUCUAAACGAGUCUCGGCUGUGCUGAAUGGGGAGACUAACUACCCCGGCAGAACCAGCGCGAAUCGCUUCGACUGUCAGCGCGUGAAAUACGCUGACGACGUGGUAUAUGAGAUAGUCGACCGGGAGUUGGGCUUCCACGUCUGGACAGACGAAGAGUUCCUGGAUAAUGAGAAACUCAGCAUUAGCCACUGGUACGCUAAGCGCUUGUUAAAAGCUUACCACGAGAUGGACCAGCUUAUGUUGGAGGCGGAGCUGAGAUGGGAGGAUGACCACCUCCGGAUAUUG